UUUUUAUUAAUCGGUCUAUGCGUUGUAGGUAUGUAGGUUUUUCCGACUUUAUUAUAAAUGUCAGUUUCUUCGUAGUAACAAGGAUUCGCGUUCGCUAUCGCAAUGGCGAACAAGUACGAUAGGAAUAAUGUGCAUCAUGCUUGGCAAGAGAUGACCAGUGAGGAUAAGAGAUAUGCAGCGGAAUAUUUGAACGAAACUGACAAAAUUAGAGAGACUGCUAUCGCGGAGAUUAGAUACUGGAGCAAAGAAAGCGACGAUUUUCCCGCCCAAAUAGAUGAUUUUCUUAUUCUGCGAUUUUUGAGAGUCUGUAAAUUUGAUCUCGAGAAAACAAAGAUCAGAAUUCAAAACUAUUAUAAGCAGCAAUCCAAGUUACCAGAAUGGUACAAAAACAAAGAUCCAUUUCAACCGGAACUACAAGAGAUCCUUAAUUUGGGAGUUUAUUUGCCUUUGCGAAAACCGGACAGUCAAGGAAGAUUGGUUAUGCUUCUACGCAUUACUGUGCAUGAUCCAAAAAGAAAUAAAGUAUCAGAUAUGGUUAAGAACUAUCUAUUAGCGUUGGAAGCAGCGAUAAAAUAUUAUCCCACAACAUCUAUAUAUGGUUGCUCACUGUUAGUAGACACAUCUAAUCCAACUGUAGCUCACAUUACUCAAGCUAAACCUUACGAGAUAAUGAAUGUGAUUCAAAUGUGGGAGAACUGCUAUCCUAUGAGAUUUCAGAAAAUCGUUUUUUUUAACACGCCAUUAAUUUACGAUAUUAUUGUGAAAAUUGUAAGAUCUUUUAUGACCGCAAAGAUGAAGAGCAGAUUUCAAGUCUAUUCAGAUGCGCUCCACUGUUUUGAAGAUAUUCCAGCUAAUAUCUUGCCUGUCGAAUAUGGUGGUACAGAUGGUACACUUCAGGAAUUAACAGAAUAUUGGAAAAAAGAUAUAGAGGAAAAUCAUGAUUGCCUCACAAAAAAUGAAAAUGAUCAACCUAUCCAGACAGAUGAACCUGAAGAAACAAAUUUUGAAGAGAUUAUUACUCAUCUGUAAAUUUUUUAUAAAUAAAUUAACACGAUUAAUGUAAGUAAUUAUUUACUAAAAGGUACGAAUUAAUUAAAUUCUAAAGUGUAUAUGAACUCUACUACGUAUAAAUAAAUAUUCAUAUAACAAUUUUACUCAAUAUGUAUAAUAUAAAUACUUACUUUUAUAAAAUAUUAAAGGAAUUAAUCGAAGAAGAUCGCGUUUGCUACGAUCAAUGAGAAUAACAAAAUUGAAUAACAUUUUAGACCAGAUUUAGAUUAUUAAAUUUAGAAUUAACAGAAAAUGUUUGAUUUUAUCAUAAGUUCGAAAUAUUUUGUUUAUCUUAUUUUGUAAAUUUUGAGAAACAAUCUCUGUGUUUUUUUUUGCUGCAUAGAAUGAGAUAGAUCUACAUAGAAUAGAAUUAUUACAAACAAUGUAAAAAAAUGUUUUAAGAUUUUCUCAGAUUUAUCUUUCUCAGAUAGAUAUUUUAAGAUAAGGAAAACAGUAUCAGUAGCAAACUUAUGUAUGAACUGGAAAAAAUAUAUUGAAAAAUCAUAUGCAUUCAGAAGAUUAAUUGCGCAUCGCUUGGCUAGAGUUGACCAGUGAGGAUAAAAGAUACAUAGAAGUACAUUUGAACGAGACCGACGGAGUUAUAGAGAAUGUCAUUGCGGAAAUAAAACGCUAGUGCGAAGCAAGUGCGAUUAACUGUGCAUACAAAUCGGUAAAAAUAUUAAUGAUCCACGUAGUGGACACGUGAAAAUAUUGUUUGAUGAAAUUAGAUUGCAGUUCAUUAAUUGUAAAAUAAUGAACAAAUAUUAUUUUCAAUCGCCGUUGGUUUAAUGUUAUGUAACAUUUGAAUGAAAUAACACUUAUUUGUUCUUGACCUCACAAUAAGAAAAAAAUAAAAAGUGACAUAGCAAACAGCGUCUUUAUUUGCAAAAUAAAAAUCAAAAUUAUAUAAAUGUUUUAAAAAACAAUAAUAAAUAAUGAUAAACAAUGACUUAAAAAUGUAUAUGGGUUAGAUAGUAGAUAACAGAUUAAAUGCGCAUAUAUAAUACAAGUUCCAUGAUUGAUAUCGCGAAAUGAUUAUACAUAAUAGUUAUAUGCGUAUUUUAAAUAGCAACACGCAAUUAAUCUUCUGAAUGCAUAUAGUUUUUCAAUAUAUUUUUUCUAGUGCAUACGUAAGUCUGUUACGUCUUUAAGUCAGAUAAUAAUAAUGACGUCAACAGUUAUUAGUAAGGUUUUCAAUAAACCAAUAUUUCUUGUAAAAUAGAUAAGAGAUAAAGAUUGUAAACAAUGAAACUUUAAGAAAAAUGAGAAUCAAAUAAUUCAGUCAGCACAAGCAGAUUUAUCCAUAAAUUUCUUAUAUUACUAAUAAAUUAAAAUAGUUGAGAUAAGCAAUUAUUUACUAUAAGUUAAAAUUUCAUUGAAUUUUAAAAUAAAUUUUAAUGAUUUUGUAUGAACCACUGGAUAGAUUUGCAUAAAACUUGAAUUUAAUAUAUGUAUAUUGAAAGAAGCAAUCGAAUCAACAGAAAAUGUUUGCUCUUAGCGCAAGUUUAGAAACAUUUUGUUAUUUAUCUUAUUUUGCAAAUUUUGCAAAAAAGAUUAUCUCUCUUUUUCGUUUGUUGCAUAUGUUAUACGUUGUAUUAAUAAUGUAAUAUAAAUAAGCAAAUAAAGUUAACUAUUCAUCUGA
Molecule: messenger RNA, 2692 nt
Organism: Monomorium pharaonis (pharaoh ant)
Lineage: Eukaryota; Metazoa; Arthropoda; Insecta; Hymenoptera; Formicidae
Product: retinol-binding protein pinta
Exons: 5
Coding region: 103-1029 (308 amino acids)
Cellular component (GO): membrane
Molecular function (GO): phosphatidylinositol bisphosphate binding
Source: RefSeq, a predicted model, not a curated record